UUCCACCCUCUGGUCACACUUACAUAUUCCGGGUUUUUUCUCCACGAAGCAAAAUAGAAACAAAUUUCCUAUAUUUCAUGCUAAAUUGGCCCAGAUCCGUACUACCAUGCUCAUGAGUCGAGCGCUCUGCCGGAGUUGGCUGUCCCAGGUGGCCCACAGAUGUCAUGCAAAUGUGCCAAUCCUGCGAAUAAACUCUGGUCAUCCGGCGGCCAGGUCCUGCCGGCAGUUCCAAAGCAACCGGAAACAGAGCAACCUAAAGCCCACGACCGGGGAGCCUCUGGCGGCUGAGCAAAACACCACAGUGCCGUUGAACAAUGUGAUCAAGGCGGUGGCCUUCACGGGAGCAUUUACGGUGGGCUGUUUCGCGGGCGCCACCAUCCUGGAGUACGAGAACACACGCAGCCUAAUCCUGGAGAAGGCGCGACAGGCGAGAUUCGGCUGGUGGCAGAGUCGUUCACUGGCGGACCGGGACUACUGGACACAGCUGAAACAGGACAUCCGGCGGCACUGGGACUCACUGACGCCCGGCGACAAGAUGUUCGCCCCCAUCUUCCUCUGCAAUGUAGUGGCCUUCGCCAUGUGGCGCGUGCCCGCCCUGAGAUCCACUAUGAUGACCUACUUCACCUCCAAUCCAGCGGCGAGAGUCGUCUGCUGGCCCAUGUUCCUGUCCACCUUUAGCCACUACUCGGCCAUGCACAUAUUCGCCAACAUGUACGUGAUGCACAGCUUUGCCAACGCGGCGGUCCUUUCGCUGGGCAAAGAGCAAUUCCUGGCGGUCUACCUCAGUGCCGGCGUCUUCUCCAGCCUGAUGAGCGUGCUCUACAAAGCGGGCACGAGUCAGGCGGGGAUGUCCCUGGGUGCGUCUGGAGCCAUAAUGACACUGCUGGCCUAUGUGUGCACCCAGUAUCCGGACACCCAGCUUAGCAUUCUGUUCCUACCCGCGUUGACAUUCUCCGCCGGAGCCGGCAUAAAAGUGCUAAUGGGCAUUGACUUCGCCGGCGUUGUGUUGGGCUGGAAGUUCUUCGAUCAUGCGGCGCAUUUGGGUGGUGCAAUGUUUGGCAUCUUUUGGGCCACGUAUGGAGCACAAAUUUGGGCGAAGCGGAUUGGCCUGCUGAAUUACUACCACGACCUGCGCCGGACGAAGCAGAAAUAGUACAAGAGGAUCGGGGGACGGCCAAGUGAACGGACGGGAAGCUGAGGUUUCGGAGUGGUAGCAACUAACACUCUGAUGUGACGAUAAAACUGACAUCGUUCUGCCUUAGGAGUUCAUUGCAAUGAGUUAAGUUGAAUAAAGCGUUAACAUCCUGUA
Drosophila subpulchrella is the source of this 1309-nucleotide messenger RNA. It is a transcript of the gene rho-7, whose product is annotated as presenilins-associated rhomboid-like protein, mitochondrial. Gene Ontology annotation, molecular function: serine-type endopeptidase activity. Bases 107 to 1153 code for a protein of 348 amino acids. Gene Ontology annotation, cellular component: membrane. The record is from RefSeq and is a predicted model, not a curated record. Lineage: Eukaryota; Metazoa; Arthropoda; Insecta; Diptera; Drosophilidae. The transcript has 6 exons.